Molecule: messenger RNA, 632 nt
Organism: Lutzomyia longipalpis
Lineage: Eukaryota; Metazoa; Arthropoda; Insecta; Diptera; Psychodidae
Gene: mago
Product: protein mago nashi
Exons: 2
Coding region: 114-557 (147 amino acids)
Biological process (GO): RNA splicing
Cellular component (GO): nucleus; catalytic step 2 spliceosome; exon-exon junction complex
Source: RefSeq, a predicted model, not a curated record
CUGUAUCACUAGCAAACAUAACCAAAGAGUUUGUUUUCCUCAAGAAAUCAGCCAGAAAUUUUACUGAAUUUUUGCCCAAAUUGGGCGGAUAAUAAACCACUGAGUAUUGUGAAAUGGCCACUGAAGAUUUCUACUUGCGUUACUACGUGGGGCAUAAGGGAAAAUUUGGACAUGAGUUCCUGGAGUUUGAAUUCCGGCCGGAUGGAAAGCUGAGGUACGCCAACAAUUCCAACUACAAGAACGACACGAUGAUCCGGAAAGAAGCCUACGUGCACCACUCUGUGAUGGAGGAGCUCAAGCGGAUCAUUGUGGACUCUGAGAUUAUGGCUGAGGAUGAUGCUCUUUGGCCACCACCGGAUCGUGUGGGGAGGCAGGAGCUGGAGAUUGUCAUUGGGGAUGAGCACAUUUCUUUCACAACCUCCAAGACAGGCUCCUUGGUUGAUGUGAAUCAGUCGAAAGAUCCGGAAGGCCUACGUGGCUUCUAUUACCUUGUUCAGGAUCUCAAAUGCUUGGUGUUCUCCCUCAUUGGACUGCACUUCAAGAUUAAGCCCAUAUAAAUGGGAGAUUAACCGUGUCCACGGUAUACUACAAGGUAAUUUCUUUUUCUAAUAAAAAUAAAUUCUGUCAAGAAA